This is a messenger RNA of Rhipicephalus microplus (southern cattle tick), 4805 nucleotides long. RefSeq names its product enhancer of mRNA-decapping protein 4. Gene Ontology annotation, biological process: deadenylation-independent decapping of nuclear-transcribed mRNA. Gene Ontology annotation, molecular function: protein binding. The record is from RefSeq and is a predicted model, not a curated record. NCBI's taxonomy places the organism in Eukaryota, Metazoa, Arthropoda, Arachnida, Ixodida, Ixodidae. Gene Ontology annotation, cellular component: P-body.
GGUGUUCUGUGAGCAUGCGUGUGAGCAAGAUUUGCGUUCAGGUAGUUCGGGCGCUUGCUGUCUACGAGCUGUAAGAAGGUGACUGAUGGACACAAAAUCACAAGAAAGCUCUCUUGACCAGAGCGAGGUCACGCGGCUGCUGAAAGACAUUCUUCACGUGGGAGAAACUCCAGCUAGUGCUUCGGAUGGCACCAUGACAGCCAAUGACAUGGAUGAAGGUGCUGGAGUCUACGGGGAUGCCUUUGACGGUGUAACGUCCGACGGAAGUCUUUUGGAGAGUUUAUUUCAUCCUAAACAGCAGCCACAUGACACUGACCCUAAACUCAUAUUGCUACAGGAGGAUGAAGAAGAUGUUAGUGUGGACAUGUGCGGAACAGAAGUGCAAGUUUCUGUCAGUUGUCCUCGAGAAAAUGAUGGCAGUAGCAACCGGGUAAAAAUCAAGAAUAUUGUUGAUUACACCUGGGAUCUGAAGUACAACUAUGGAAAGCAAAUUUCCUUGCAUAUGUCUGGAACAUACUUAGCAUAUGGUUUGAAAGCCGCAACUUCCCCUGUUGGUGUAGUGCGAGUGCUGAAUUUGAAAACUGGCGACCGGCUCCUUAUCAAAGGAUUCAGAGGCCAUAUUCGGGACAUGGCCUUUGCCCAUCUUGCAACCACAGUUCUGCUGGCUAUAGUGGAUGAGUUUGGGAUACUCUGUGUUUAUGAAAUUCAUGAGAACACCACGAUUCUUUUGCUAAAGGUGGAGCGCCCUACUGAUGAAGUAUCAAGUGAAUAUCGUCGUGUGAUAUGGUGUCCCUACGUGCCAGAUGAUGGUGCAAGAGGAGGAAACAGUUCACAAGAAGACAAUUUUAAGUUCCUAGUAGCUACGAACCACGAAGAGGCAGAAGUAUGGAAUAUUGGCCAAGUAGAAAGUCGAGAUGGAUCGAGGACACUGACAGUGCCUCAAGUUCGUGUUGGUCUUCAGAGGAUCAUUGAACACACAAAGCCCAUUAUUGAUGCGGCAUUUGCACCCGAUGGCACGGCACUUGCCACUGCUGGUGCUGAUGGACAGGUGCGCUUCUUUCAAGUUUAUAUGCAAGACCCUGAUGCAACACCCAGGUGCCUUCAUCGAUGGUCCCCACACGGCGAAAAGCCCGUGACUUGCCUGUUCUUUUUGGACAAUUUAAAGGCAUGCGAUCCAGACACACAGUUCUGGAAAUUUGCUCUGACUGGUACAGAUAGGAACACUGAAUUGAAGAUAUGGAGCUGUGAAACCUGGGCUUGUCUUCAGACUAUUAGGUUCGUAAUGUCACCUGAAGACUGGCACCAUUGCCUGCAAAAGUCAGCGGCAGCUGACAAACUCUUGAGGUACAUGCACUCUGGUGGAAAGCUUGCUGCGGCGGCAUCCCGCCCAUCGGCAUCUCUCCACGGCAAGCAGCUGCAUGCUGUCCACAUUGGUGGCGCUGCAAGAGUAGCGAGACCAGAGUGGACAUGUCGAGACUUGCGCGCUUACCAGCUCAUUGCCAUUCCCAACAGGCAGAGAGAGGUGGCACGGGUCAUGUAUGUUGGCCGGGUGCAACAAGACACUAAAGCAGAACUGGUGACUCUUGCUGCAUUUCCGGUGGCUCUUCCUGUUCUCAAUUUCACAGUGGUUGAAGCAGUACGUUGCAAGUUCAAGCAGACCUCUGACACGGAGCUUGUCAAUCGCCUUGGUGCAGAGCCACAGGAUGCUAAUGCCGCUAAGGAGGAUCACAGCUCUGAGAAACUUCAGGAAGGCACCAUGGUGAGCCUCCAUUGGAUGACGACAAAGUCAAUUCAAGCCUGCCAUAUUAUAUAUCCUACUAAGGCUAUUUUUGGCAAUCUCUCAUCUGCAGUUUCUCUUAGCACACUAUCGCAACACUCUGUAGUGCCUGGCUGUACAGACCACUUGUCUGAUAUUAGUGCUGAUGCCGACGAUGAUGAAAGAGCUGGGAAAAUUGGGCGUAAUUGUGAUACUCCUAGCAAUGAAUCUAAGGAAGAUAGGGAUGAUGAUUCAACCUUUGCGGCAGUGAAACUCCUGCUCAAGCCAAGUGAUUUUGUGUCUCCUUCAAGCAUUUCUACUUCUUUCACACCUUGUACGACAGCUGCAUCCACUAAUACUGCCAUGUCUCUUACAGCGAAUGGGCAUUCCGAAGCCGUUCGUGAGCUGUCAGAGCCACCUCAGCGCAAGUUAUCUCAAGGAAGCACAGCGAGUUCCUCAAGUCAGGAAGUUGCGGACAUCAUGGCGCCUGCAGAGAGGCUUGCUAAUGCUACUAAUAGCUCAGAUGAGGAUGAUGACGAUGAGGACGAAGAGUUGGAGCCAGGCUUGGGGUAUGACUUUGCAGCUGAAGACUUGACCUCUACUGCACUUCCACCCGCAGCUGAUGACCCUUCUAUUGUUGCUGUAUCCACUUUCAAAAGCCAGGGGUUGCAGGAUGGAGCAUGGCCUCAACCUCCAGACAAUACUGAAGUAUUUCAUGCUGUUACAACAACUGCAGUGUGCAAGCAUGCAAAAAUGGAUGAUACACCUCACGUUGAGGAGAAAAGUGCUGGCCAUGCAGUGGCCGAACUGGAGCUUUUGGUCUCCCACCUUGCAGAGAAAACUACCACACUUUCAAAGGCAGUAAAUACUCUGAGUUCUCAAUUUCGGGAACACCAUGCAGUGCUUGUGAAGUUGCAACAAGCACAGUUGUAUUGGGAUGAAGAGCUAUCGGCUUUGUCGACUGAAACCAGAUCAAACCUCAGUUCUCUUGGUACUUUGGAAGCUGCCGUUAUACGGCUAAGUGAAAUACAUAAGACCGGCAUUGACAAACAAUCAAGCAUUCUAGCUCAGAGCUUGGCCACCAUGCUUGGCUCUCAACUUGAAAAAUGCAUCGCCAAUGAAUUCAAGAACGCUGUGGUCCCAACUGUUACAAAAGUUCUUGAAACAACUAGGUGUGACAUUUCUAGGAGGCUCGAGAUGACCGAAACAGCGAUCAGAGAUGCCAUUAUCAAAGCAGUCAAAAGCAAGAUGAUGGCUGAUACAGUAGCUCAAGCCAUUAACACCUCGGUACAGUCGGACGUUCAAGGAACGUGUCGUGAGAUUUUACAAAAUACCCUGAUUCCAUCAAUAGAGCGCAUCUGUCAGGACUUGUUCUUGCAGCUCAACGAGGCUUUUAAGAGGGGCACCCGUGAGUUUCUCCAUCUAUCUCAACAGCAAAUCCAAAAACAUGGUGAAGCUCGUGCCUCUGAAACCAUGAAGAACAUUGAGUCAAAUGUCAACAGAGCACUGCAAACCUUUUUGCGGGACAACAGAGCUGCACUGGCUCCUCCAGAUUUUCGAGCUCCUCUGGAUGAGGUUGUGACAAGUGCAUUCAGUAACCUGAAGAUAGGACUUCUACAAGCAUUAGCUGCGCAACAGGAGAUGCUUGCGAACAGUCUGAGGGAAGAGAUGCACGGUGCACUGCAAGAGACUGUAGCCGCAGCUGCAUCUGAGGGAAUAGGAAGUCACUCGAGUAUGAAGACUCCUGUCCCUCUUGCAGACCCUUAUCUUGUGCUUCACCAGAUUACCCUUCUAGUGCGUCAGGGCCAGUAUAAUAUGGCAUUCCAGCAGGCACUGUCUAUAUCUGACCUCGCCACAGUUGUGGCAACGUGCGAGAUGGUGUCCCCUGCUGUUGUAUUUGGCGAGCAUCCAUGCCCUCUACAACAACCUGUGCUUCUGUCACUCAUCCAACAGUUAUGUGCAGACCUGGCGACCAGCACUGAAAUUAAGUUGAAAUACCUGGAAGAGGCUGUUCUCAGCUUGGACAAAGAAAAUGUUGUGACCAAGGAACAUGUACAAGUCAUCCUGACGCAGCUGUGCCAAAAGGUCGAGAUGUUCCUCACAGGAGCCCCUGCCCAUGACAAGGGACGAAUGGCUAAACGCUUGCUCAUGGUCACUCAGAGCUGCCUUGCCGGCUAGCUUCCAGUCACCGUGUGUGGCAUCUUGGAAAAUGUGUGGCCGAGCUGCUAUAAAAUUUUUGUAGUUUGCUGUUCUUGGCACAUUAAAGUUUGGUGUUUGUUGCGGUACUGGGCAGGUGCUAUGAGUGCACAGAUUACUGCGGGCUAGAACGAUGGAAGCGUGCACGAGAAGUGUAGUUGCCCAUGUGCACAGAUUUGGCUCUGGUGCAGUAUAAUGUUGUUAAGGGUGUUUUGGGGGACCACCCAUUGUUUAAAACCUGUUGUCUCCCUUUUUUUCGUUUCUGAUUUUUUUUUUUUUUUUUUUUCACUGGUAAGGAGGGAGGAGAAAAGCUCUUGUUUUCAAAACAUCAAACUUUCCUUAGCAUAAAUUCAAUAGCAGUCUAUGCAUUAUUUAUUACUUGCAAUAACCAAGACUGUGUGUAUUGAUGUUUAUUUUCAUAGUUUUUUCUUCAUGUGCUUUUUGUACCAAUUUUCUAAACAUUUUGAAAGAAAGUAAAAGGUUAAACAAUAUUCUACUGCUCCCCUUUCAAGAACAGUGAGGCAGAAUGCAGGUGUAUGAUGUACCUGGUUUUAAUCAACGUUGGACCUUUAACAGGCUCUGUGCUGCACAGCACAUAAAUAUUGCCCUCCAUUUAAUUGCCCAAUUUUCACCUCUUAGCACAGCAUUUCUCUUCCCUCCCUCUUCCUUCAAGUUUCCACAUAGAGCAUAAUGUGUCGUCCUUUUUUUUUUAGUUCAAAUUUUAAGAACUGUUGAUAUCACUUUUACCUCACUGUAAUGUUUUUGCAUUUCAUUUGACACUCUUCCUGUAUUGUUCACUAAGUGAUUUGUUUUGUAGAUUGCAGAGAAAUAAAGGCUUUCUAUUUAUUCAAUA